UAUAUUAAAAAUAUUUGUGUUUAGCAGCCACUCUUGUUAAUUAUACAAUUUUUCAUUUUUGCAGCUGUUAAACUCAAUGCAGAAGCUGAACUUCAGGAGGAGUUUACCCAGCCAUAGUUGCGUUUGGGCAUAAAUGCCUUGGGCGGAAGCCUAUAAGUAUUAACACAUUCACAUCUACGUGUUUAUGUAUGUAUGCAUGUGUACAUUUAUGCGAACCGGUGCAAAUAUACUAACAAAUUGCAACUAUAGCACUCUGCUUUUAACAGCAGCGCAAAAAUUUGAAGAGCAUAAAGAAAAUAAAAUAUAAAGCCAGCUUAGGCUGCGAAUAGGGAAAAUAAAAUGUCGACACGUAAAACAGCAUCAGUGGCAGUGACAACAACGGCUACAACAACGACACGAGCUGCCACACCGACUGGUAAGUCGGAAAAUAUGACAACCAAAGGGACGUCACCAUCUACCACAGCAGCAAAGCCAGUGGUAGCAACAUCGACAAACUCCACACCAUCCUCAGCAAACACAACUGUUGAUGCGAAAGCAGAAAUGGGGUCGAAUGCAUCCUCUGGCGUUUGUGUUGAUGUUGAAAUGAGUAAAGCAACAGAGUCGGUAAGCGCAAACACAUCCAGCAGCAAAGAAUCAACAAAGACAGACACAAGGCGUGCAAGUAGCGAGCCAAAGCGUAUAUUGAGAAACUCUCCGCUUUUGCUGGCAUCUCCAACGCCGUCUAGUGGCACCCCGAAGGAGUUUCGUAGUAACGAAACUUGUGAUUCAGAGUUGACAAAUAGCGAGAGCGAAGACGGUGCAUCUGGGCGACGAUCAUUGCAAAUAAAAGGACGGAAAUCUCUUAAAGAGUGCAGAGACGCGAAAGUAGAUGCCGAAAAGGAUACAUUGAAGGAAGAUAAUGCACCCGAAGUUAUUGAAUCUGAUAAGGAAACAAAUGAUGUAAAAGAGAAAGAUGUUAAAGGAUCUAAAGAAAUUAAAGAUGAUAAAAAGAAAGAAGAUGGAGAAACCGAAGACAGUGCAAAAGACAAUAUCGUGGCAAAUGCACAUGUUAAUGACAUCACACCCACUACUUCAAGUGCAACAGCUACAACAUCCUCUAAUUCUACUUCGACAACAUCGUCACCGUCGGCAGCAACAACAACCACAACAACCAACAGGCUGACUAGAAAAUCCGUGGCACAGGAAAUAGCUGCUAAUACCCGCGUGACUCGUAACCGCCAAUCGAACACACUUCGUCCGGAAACGCCCCCAAUUACCACAGCACCUACUAGCACAUCGACACGCCCGCGCCGUUCAACCGCCGGCAAGAAAACUUCGUUUUCUUCGAGUGAGCCAGCUGCCAAACGUAAACGUGGCGAGGACGAUGACACACCAAGUGGCAGCACAGAGAGCCUAUCCGGUAAAAUUAUCAAAAUAGAACCGAAGGAUGACUCUGAAGCUACCGAGGAUGAGUUGCCAGCACCAUCAGCCCUUUCAGUCGUAACCAACAAUGAAAUAGAGGCAUUGAAAAUUAAAUCAGAGCCCGUCGAAAGUGACGAAUCAGCAACAGAAGCUGGUACAGCAAACUCGAGUGUGACGCGCAGUCGUAGUCGUUGGAGUGUACGCAAGCAACAACAAUCAAACCAACAAAGUUCGCCGAGUACUCGCGCUACGCGUCACUCGAAAAACGCCUCACCAUCACCGUCGCCAACUGCGUCAUCGACGUCCAGCGCAAGCGGUGUUACAGCAGCUGAAUCGAAGCGCAGGCGUACCAACGUUCAGUCUAAUACUCUGACGCGAAGUUCAUCGCAGACACUUUUAAAGACUGCAGCAACAGCCGGCGUAAAUCCAACCGCCACUCCAGUUCAUGUACCUGACGAAGACUCUAAAGACAGCAUAGCUUCAUCAUCUAUAGAUGAGUUGCUGGCAGAUAUAAAAAUGGAAAAGUUUACCCCUGAUUUGGCUAACGAAUUAAUUGCAGAAAUUAUAUUGGAAGAAAAGCAUAUUGACGUUGCUAGUAGUUCCGUCUCUUUGCCGCUCACAGUUGAAACGGAAAUAAAAACCGAUAAAAAGGAUAUGAAUACUGCCGGUGUGACUGAUGAAACGAAGGAAGUUGUGGCGGCAAAGGGACAACCAAGUACCCCAGUGACCACAACAAGUGAUUCCACAUCAGUCAACGAGAAUACCGUGAAGGCAGCCUCGCUUAGUCCAGAAAUGGUGAGUGAAGGUGUGAGUGAGAUCAGUGUUAAGCAGUUUUACAAAAAGCCAAAAUUCUUGGAAAAUAAUUUGGGAAUCGAAGAAGAUCCAAAAUUGGGAGAGAUUGUGCAAAAAGUUACUACAGAAAAAGAGAAAGAGCAAACUAUCACCGAAGUUGAAGAUGCAGCUGAUACAGUGGACAAAGAUGCAACAUCGUUAUCGUCAAAGAAUAAGUCAGAAAACGAUGAUAUUGAUGCAAUAUCCGUUGAGAGUGAUGAGAUAAAAGAAGGCGACCUACGAGUGGAUGACAGCAAUGAAGAUAAGAAGAAUUCAUUUAAUGAAGAUGCCAACAGUUUGAGCACAGAAGUAUUAUCGCCUUUAGUAAUCGAGGAAGAUGAUGAGGUGGAGGCUGUUGCUGAUGAUGAUAUAGAAACAAUGGAAUGUGAGAAAGUCGAAACAUCCAUUACUGAAAAAGGGGAAAUAAAAAAAGACUCUGAGGACUUGAACAACGCAGAUGAAGUAGAUGCUGAAGAUGAUGUCACAAUGGAGGAAAGUGAGACCAUAUCUAUGGAUAAUAAUGCUUCAGUUCAUGAAGAUGUAAUGGAUGAUACACAUAUAGACGGAGAUUUGGAGAAUAGCACUGAAAUUUCGGAAAAUAAAGCAGAUCUGGGUGUGUCAGAUGGGACAGAAAUUAAUGAAAAGACUAAAACUGAAUGUGAUAGUAUACAAGCCAAGCUUAAAGUUGAAAAUGAAAAUAAUAUGGACCUAAAGAAUGAAAUCAUAGAGGGUGAGAAGGAUGCGAAAUUAAAAAGCUUAGAUGAAGAGGAGAAGGUAGAGGGAGAAUACUCAGAAGAUAGACCUAUCCAGAUGGAUAUUGAUGGGAAUGAAUGUGUAGACUUAGCUGAAGCUAUGGAUUCUAUUCACUCUGAAGAGGACGACGAAACUAAGUUGUGUAUAGAUAUGCCGGAAGAAAAUCCUUCAACUACAAAUAUGGAGAUUUUUGAAAACAUAGAGGACGAUGAGGUUGUCGCAAAGAUUGAUGCAGAGUUGAAAAAAUAUGACGACUUAGAAAGGAGCAAGGUUAAUGAGAAACCAGUUAGCACUGAUUCAGUUAGCUCCGAUAAAGAAGUUGGGGAUAUUGAAAUCAAAUUGCCAGCUGAUUUGGGCUUAAUCAAAAUGGAUCUUGAACUAAAAGAUAAAACGGUGACAACCAGCGCAACUGAUGUGCUGGAAAAAAUCGAAAAUAUUUCUGUUGUUGAAACUACAACAAUCGAUGCUAUAAACAAAUCUGAAAUUAAGGAGUCAAACAAAUCAAAAUUCACAGAGAAAGAGGUAUCGCUUUCUUCUACACCCAAUUCACCUACCAAGUUAUCAGCUGGCCAUAAGGAGGACGAUUCAACGUCCAUGAAGUCCGGCCAGUCGACAGAUAGCAGUUCAUGGGUGACACUCGACGAUGAGGAAGCAUUGCGCCAGAAAGAGCAACAUUUUCAAAAUCUUGGUCUAUUAACGCAUAAAGCCGCCGAAAAGCGCCGUCUAGAAUAUAUACAAAGCUCUGCCGCUGCAGAAGCCUCACGUGCGCAACACCAGAAUAGCAGCAGCACUAAACGCAACAGCAAAUCAUCAAAUUCUGCUACGGCCCACGAAUACACCGGUACCCUUAAGACAGUUAUUAAAAUAAAUCGCAACACUAGCGGUGGAAGCCAUGCCUCGACUUCGGGUAACGGACGGAAAAGCAAUGGGACUGGCGGCCAGCAUGCGACUGCAUUCGCGGGUACAUCCAGGGAUUCAACAAAUGGCAGUACAGUACGCAGGCAAUCACUUAAAAUGACAUUCCAAAAGGGACGUGGCCGAGGGCAGGGAAAUACUGACCGUGCUGCUGAUCAGCAUAGCAAUGUCGAGGAUGCCUACUACACUAUUCAAAAUGAGAACGAAGGUGGGCUAAAAGCAGGCAACGCCGGUUCAACGGCGGAACAUUCAAAUGUUCAAACGCAUGAUUCUUCACAUUCGGAGGGCUAUGACACAGUACAUCACCACACCAGCGCAAGCACUUCACAUAAAAAGGAUGAAAAAGAGGAAAUACUCAUACCAGAAAAGGCAUCGUCAUUCAAGUUCCAUCCUGGUCGUCUGUGUGAUGAUCAAUGCUUCUAUUGCAGCGGUAAAUUCGGCCUCUAUGACACGCCGUGUCAUGUGGGUCAAAUCAAAUCAGCUGAACGACAACAGAAGAUACUUGCAAAUGAGGAGAAACUGACAGUAGACAGUUGUUUGUGUGAUGCUUGCUUCCGUCAUGUGGAUAGACGUGCAAAUGUGCCGUCGUACAAAAAACGUAUGUCGGUAACAACCCACGUAGACAGUGCUGGAACUUCUACGGCUAGAGGGGAGGCGAUUGAUAGUGUCACCACCAUGGAAGUGGAAGAUGAUCCCCGAUCUCACAAAUGCCUAGUGCCAGAUUGCGCCAAUCCAGCUGCACAUUCCCUGCGACGCAAAUGCAUAAGGAAGAGUGUAAAGAAAUUUCUGCUUAACUUUGACAUGCCGACCGGCUCGACUUGUGUGUGGCUAUGUCAGGCGCAUUACGACACCGUCAUACAGUGCUCAGGAUGUGUGUUGUGCAAACGCCGUUUAGGCAAAAACCAUAUGUAUCACAUAACGUCGGACACCGAUCGCCUCGAAAAAGCCCUAUCAGAAAUGGGUAUCCCAGUGCAGUUGGGUAUUGGCACCGCUGUCUGCAAAUUAUGUCGAUACUUUGCAAAUUUGUUAAUGAAACCACCAGAUAGUACCAAAUCACAAAAGGCCGAGUUCGUCAAAAACUAUCGUAAACGCCUUCUACAAUUCCACAAUAUUCACGAUGGUAGCAAUGAUGCUUCCGAAGCAGAUGAUGAGGAGGGCAACGGUACCAAUUUAGUAAGUGGCGUCGACAAGUCACAUGCGUCUAACAGCAAAACUCCACAAAAAUUGGACAUUCAAGAUAGUUCCAUUGUGUUGGAAGUGACACCCGUAAAGAACUUGCCUUCACCAGCUGAAUCCAAUGGGUCAUCUAUUGAAUGUUUGGGCGAGACAACAACCAUGGAAGUCAGUGCCAAUGAGAAGAAUGACACAGAAAAACAGCCACCAUCGAAACAAAACCUGGUGAUCACUAACGAUGUAUUGGUAGGCUUUGAAGCAACGGCGAUUCUGUCAACGGAUUCCAAUUCGUCUAGCUCCCCAAUGUCACCAACAAAUGGUGGCGGCACUGGUAAACAACAAAUGUCUAAACUUAAGGCAAUCUUGCAGAGCAGCAAUGGCAUUUCCAAUGCCAGUGCAGCCUCACUUAAAACUUCAACAUCCUCGGCGAGUGGUGCUGCUACCAACGAUAUAUCGAAUGUACUGCGAGCAAAUCCAAAUAUUUCUAUGCGUGAACUCUUCCCAGGAGAAGAGGAUCUUGGUUUGAAUUUCAAGGUGCCUUUUGGCAGCAGUACAAGUCAGCGUACACCUGAAGGUUGGACCAGAGUUCAAACAUUUUUACAAUAUGACGAAGCAACGCGACGAUUAUGGGAAGACUUACAGAAGCCUUAUGGCAAUCAAAGUUCUUUCCUGCGGCAUCUGAUACUGUUGGAGAAAUACUAUCGCAACGGCGAUUUGGUGCUCUCACCCAACGCUUCCUCAAACGCUAGUGUUUAUACACAGACAGUGCGACAGCGUCUCACCUCCUAUGAUCAGGGACACUGUGGUGGGCUAUUGAGUGCUAAACCCAGCCCGGCAACUAGUAAGCGAAGCAGUACCGACAUUCCUACCGUAGAAAUCAAUGAAGAUGACGAUGAACCGAAGCGCACUGGUUCGAAUGGCAGUGGCGUCCAACAAAUGGAGGUGGAUAAGGUUACUCGGGAUCCACCCAAUCCGGUUCGUGCCAAACGCCAUCGUAGUGAUUCAGUGGAUAAACUAACCAAGCAGUUGAGUUCCAAUGCGGUGACCAUAAUAGCGCGCCCCAAACCUCAGCCACAAAUAGGUGGUGAUCCUUCUCCUCAAAAGUCACUACUAAAGGAUAAAUCGAGCGAUAACAGUGUUGUGGCAUCUACCACGCUCACAGCACUGAGUGGCAAUAGCGGUAGCGCAGGCGGCAACAGCAGCAGCAGUAGUCCUAAUAGCAGCAGCACAUCAGGUAAUAGCCGCAGCAUUUUGAAAACUAAUUUGCUAGGUAUGAAUAAGGCUGUUGAAAUCGUACCAAUAUCAGCGUCUAGUAGCGCUAGUGCGCCCGGUAACAAUGCAGCUACAUCGAUCGGAAAAUUAACAAGUGGCAACAACAGUAGUGGCCCCUCUGAGAGCAAGCAUCAAAAAAUACUCGAGCUUGCAAAUAAGCUCUUGGACAAUCGCAUUGAAGCAGCGGCCGCCGCAGCCGCGGAACAAACAAAAAAUAGCUCAGGCACAUCAUUGAUAACCUCGCCGCCAGAACUAGUAAGUCUACAACGUCGUUCUGUGGGCGCUACAAGUAGUAGUUCCACCAGCACCAGCAACGCAGCACCCUCAACCAGCAUUACGCCUAUCUCUUCCCUCACUGCAAGUCUUAUAAACAACAAGCGCCCACAAGGCGCUCCGAAACCGGUAACCACCAGUGUAGGUGAGAGUAGUACCGCGGCGCCGCACCGAGCAGCGCCACCAAAUGUGGUCAUACUGCCGGACACCUUAACACUUCGAGAGCGACAGCAGCGCAGUUGGCGCCCCACGCUGAUGCCCGUUGAAGAGAAUUUGCAUUUAAUCGACAAGGGCGGUCCGCUUUAUCAAACUGCGGACGGGCGCCGACUGCCUGCGCUGGUACAAGUGCUGUCGGGGGGCAAGCCUUUUCUCAUCUCAAUUUUCGACUACAACCGAAUGUGUAUCCUAAGGCGUGAAAAGUUGUUGCGGGACCACAUGUUAAAAGGCAAGAACUCACACGACGCCAAGCAACAGCAACAACUCCAUGCAAAUAAAAUGGCAACUACGCACAGUGCGCAAAUUUCAAACUUUAAUAAACACGCCGGAAAACAGCCACAACAGCAACAACAACAGCAGCAGCAGCAACAACAACAGCAGCACCAACAACAACACCAACAGCAGCACCAACAACAACACCAACAGCAGCAACAAGCAGCCCAUCAGCAACUGAUGCAUCUACAAAUGCUGCAAAUGCAAAAACAAGCUGCCUUAAAAACUCCCAAUCGAUACCCAUCAAUCGCGCCGAAAUCGACAGCAACGACUGCCCAAAAUGGUGGCGGCGGCGGUAGCGGUCCUUCAACCUCCCAUGCGCCUGCUACCAACGUCAAUAUACCAAGUUCCAGCAGCAGUGUUUUCUCCUCGCCCAUGAUGCCAUUACUAACCAAUGCAUUCUCAAAUCCCAAUCCAAACCCACUUGCAGUCGCGGCGGCCGCAGCAGCUGCCACAGCUAAACUCAAUCCCAAUUGGAUUUGGAAUUUUCCCGAAGCGAAUCAUAUGCUCAACGGCAAUAUGGUAAAUGCCCAAGGUACACCCAAACCGCCACAGCUCAUGCACAAGGGUCCAACCAUUGGCGGCAAUAUCGCUGCGACAAUUACCUCGAAACAACAGCAACACCAAAUGCUCCUUGAUAAUACAUUGAUGUCGAAAAUUCCCAAGACCCUAACUGUAAUACCACAACAUAAACUAAUGGGUAACAUCGGCAGCACGGCGACGAAUAUAAGCCACAAGGAGUGAUGACAGCUUAAUUGUUACGCGAGUGUGAAGGGUAGAAGAGAACGCAGACAGCGUCGAUUGUACGGCGCAUGGCUGAGUAGUUGAGCAGUUAGUGAUUAGAUGAUGAUUCGAUAAUCGCGUAAAAUUGCCUUUAGCCAAGAGCUUACACAUACGUACGUAAAUACAGGUAAACUUCCAGCUUUAGUUAAGGUACAGGUCACAAAGCGGCCGACCUAAUUAGGUGAUGGUGAGAGAGAGUUUAAGCAUGUAAAAUGUGUUUUGAGAUAUGUAGUUAAGUUGUUGCCAGGAUAAUACGUCUAGCAUUCAGCAGAGUAAACUUUUAAUGCAGUAAACACGCUCUUAAUGGUAUUCAUCUAAACGCUUAAAUGCCUCGUAAACGCGUAAACCUAUUAAAUAACCAGAUUUUCCAUACAAAUUUAAGUAAAUUUACGAGGUUUACGUGGCUACGGGGCAUUUACGCGUUAAGAUGAAUACCCCUAAUAGUCAAUAGUGUUAUUUGGCUGGUGGUGAUUUUACAAUCCGCAAGCGAGCUAAACACUUGAUGCUAUAUCAGAAAAA
Rhagoletis zephyria (snowberry fruit fly) is the source of this 8409-nucleotide messenger RNA. RefSeq names its product enhanced adult sensory threshold (gene east). The record is from RefSeq and is a predicted model, not a curated record. NCBI's taxonomy places the organism in Eukaryota, Metazoa, Arthropoda, Insecta, Diptera, Tephritidae. Gene Ontology annotation, cellular component: nucleus.